Messenger RNA from Amborella trichopoda, 1034 nucleotides. It is a transcript of the gene ATOEP16-2, whose product is annotated as Mitochondrial import inner membrane translocase subunit Tim17/Tim22/Tim23 family protein. NCBI's taxonomy places the organism in Eukaryota, Viridiplantae, Streptophyta, Magnoliopsida, Amborellales, Amborellaceae. The record is from RefSeq and is a predicted model, not a curated record. Gene Ontology annotation, cellular component: chloroplast outer membrane. Gene Ontology annotation, molecular function: amino acid transmembrane transporter activity.
UCCCCUCCUCUCUCUCUCUCUCUCUCUCUGUAACAAACAAAUCAGCUCAACCUUGAUGCUCUCUCACUUCUUCCUUCGUUAAGGUUGACCCACUUUUUAAUUCCUUCAGCUCCCCACUUACCUCACCUGUACUGUACUCUCUCUCUUUCUCUCUCUCGGCAGGUAUGGGUUCAAAUCUUGAGACGAGGUCCCUCUUAGAUGAGCUCAAGAGUUUGGACAAGAGAGGUGGAUUCCUUGAUCUCGGUCACCCUCUCCUCAAUCGGAUUGCCCACCCCUUCGUCAAGGCUGCGGGAAUCGGAGCAGUACAAGCGGUUUGUCGCGAGGCCUAUUUCACUGCCCUUGAGGGCCUAGACACGAGCGGGGUACCGGAUGCCUCAAAGCUUGCUCGCCGACAACGCUUACCCGACCUCAAAGGAGAGACAUGUGCAAAAUCCCUUGAAGCUAUGGUGAAACAAACUGGCAAAGAAUCUAUUCAAUGGGGACUGGCUGCAGGGAUGUAUUCAGGCAUCACGUAUGGUCUGAAGGAAGCUCGAGGCUCUCACGACUGGAAAAAUAGCGCGAUCGCAGGGGCAGUAACGGGAGCAACAUUGGCUCUCACCACUGAAGACCCCUCUCACGAGCAAAUUGUGCAGUGUGCAAUCACCGGUGCGGCCCUGUCCACCGCGGCCAACCUACUCACUGGUAUAUUUUAGAGAGGACAUGGGCCUCACUCUUCUUUUUGUCUCGAUCCCUCGAUUCCCCUUUCCCUCUGUUACAUGAUGGAUGAAUGUUAGUAUUUCUCCCUCGAUUCCCCUAUCCCUCUGUUAUAUGAUGGAUGAAUGUUAGUAUUUCUCCCUCGAUUCUCCUCUCCCUCUGUUAUAUGAUGGAUGAAUGUUAGUUUUUCUCCCUCGAUUCCCCUCUCCCUCUGUUAUAUGAUGGAUGAAUGUUAGUUUUUCUUUGGGCAACUUUCCGGGGUUCAUAUGUUUUGUUUCAUUAGGCAAAGAUUCUGGCUUUUCUAAAGCAUAUGGUAAUGUCUAUUGCUGGGUUCUUUUUGA